This is a messenger RNA of Lasiodiplodia theobromae, 333 nucleotides long. Its product is annotated as Antibiotic biosynthesis monooxygenase. Lineage: Eukaryota; Fungi; Ascomycota; Dothideomycetes; Botryosphaeriales; Botryosphaeriaceae. Bases 1 to 333 code for a protein of 110 amino acids. The transcript has 3 exons. The record is from RefSeq and is a predicted model, not a curated record.
AUGUCUGAGAUCGUCGUUACCGCCAUCAUUACGCCCAAGGCUGGCCAGCCGGCCGAUCAGAUCGAGAAGAGUCUCACCGACCACGCUGCGUGGGUGCAGCAGAAUGAGCCAGGGACCCUUCGCUAUGCGCUGCACAAGUCUAUUGGUGACGGCCCGACUGUUUUCACCAUGAUCGAAGCGUACAAGGACAAGGCCGCUCUUGACGCGCACUCGAAAUCGCCCAGGUUCAAGGAGUUGGCUCCUCAGCUUCUUGCCAUCGCGGACAUGCAACUCUUUGUGUCGCAACCGGUUGGUGGCUUUCAGGCCAGGACUUCGGAGAGCUCCAAGAUCUAA